UGUCGCGGUUCACCCUGUAGCACUACUGACGUAAAGCGAACGCGACAGCGUCGUAAAAGAUCCAACAUGGCGACUGCAAUGACAGGACGUGGUUUCUGUUUCGUUAGGAGUUUCUCCGGAGUGCUCCACUCGAGCCUUCAGGCUCUGGGUGGCAGCAGUCCCCAGCAGCUCUCAUGUCUCCACACCAGCGCUUCACUGGAAUCCAAACACUGGGAGAAGAGGAACCUGAAGCUUUAUGCACCUCAGCUGCCAGAGGAGCCUCGACGACCGGCAGAGAUCCACCACAGUCGGAGGCAGAUCAAGUACAGCAAAGACAAGAUGUGGUACCUGGCGAGAAUGAUUCAAGGGAUGAGCAUCGAUGAGGCCAUCUCCCAGCUGGCGUUCAACGACAAGAAGGGAGCGAAAAUCAUGAAAGAGAUCCUUCUUGAGGCGCAGGAGAUGGCUGUCAAUCAUCACAACGUAGAGUACAGGUCCAACCUGUAUGUAGCUGAGUCCUUCUCGAGCAAAGGCAGGUACCUGAAGCGGAUCCGGUACCACGGCCGCGGCAUGUUCGGCAUCAUGGAAAAAGUUUACUGCCACUACUUCGUCAAGCUGGUGGAGGGGUCGCCGCCAAAAAUAGAGGAGAAGACGAGCUUUGACCAGGCUAAAGAGUACGUCCAGAGCCUCAAGAACAGAACCAUCAUCCACAGUCUGUAGAUCAUGUGACAGGUCACGUGUUCCCUUGACUGUAUCUAUCUGUGUGUGUGAGAGAAAGAGACAUUUGUAAAUAAAAUGUAUAAUGAGA
Messenger RNA from Hippoglossus stenolepis (Pacific halibut), 784 nucleotides. It is a transcript of the gene mrpl22, whose product is annotated as mitochondrial ribosomal protein L22. The transcript has 7 exons. Gene Ontology annotation, molecular function: structural constituent of ribosome. The record is from RefSeq and is a predicted model, not a curated record. Lineage: Eukaryota; Metazoa; Chordata; Actinopteri; Pleuronectiformes; Pleuronectidae. Gene Ontology annotation, cellular component: mitochondrial large ribosomal subunit; ribosome. The coding region runs from base 67 to 696 and encodes 209 amino acids. Gene Ontology annotation, biological process: translation; ribosome assembly.